UUACUACGGUAAUGUAAGUAAACACGAAGGCGUUCCUAGUUGAACAUCGGAGAGCACACCGGACAUGUGUCGCGAGUUGAGUUAACGAAGAUAAAGUCAUGACACCUGCACAGCCGAGGACUGUCCUUUUAUUCAGUGGAAAACGCAAAUCAGGGAAGGACUAUGUGACGGAUUUACUCCAGAAAAGACUGUCUUCUGAGACGUCCUGUAUUCUUAGACUGUCUGCACCUCUCAAACGGCAGUACGCUCAGGAUCAUCAUCUGGACUACGAGGAGCUGUUGGGUGCUGGUCAGUAUAAGGAGCGCUACCGCUCCGACAUGAUCCAUUGGGGUGAGAUGAAGAGACAAGAGGACUCGGGCUUCUUCUGUAGACUCGCCAUUAAAAACGUAGUACAACCCAUCUGGAUCAUCAGUGACUGCAGAAGACUGUCAGAUGUUCGUUGGUUUCAAAAAGAGUUUCCUGAUCAAUGCAUCUGUGUGCGGGUGGAGGCGUCUGAGGAAACACGAUCACAGAGAGGCUGGAGUUUCACUUCAGGUAUCGAUGAUGCCGAGUCUGAGUGUGGUUUGGAUGAGGGUGUGAAAUUUGAUCUGAUCAUCAGGAAUGAUGAAGAUGAUGAUGUUCUGGAGAAACAGAUGCAGGGAUUACUGUCACUGGUUACAAACAGGAUGAAACUGAAUUGAUAAAGAUGCUUAACAGAUCACUGUUCUGUAUUCUUUAGCUCUUUUCCUAUAUGAAGAGUGCAUCCUCCAAUGGCUGUGUUCCAAAACCAGCAAAACUAAAGGCUGGUAAGGCCACUUCAUUUCGAAAGCUCCUUUAAAGUCCCAGUGAAAUAAGCAAUAACAAAUCCAUUUUUAAUUAAAUUAUGCAGUGUUUAUUGUAAAUAGUUAAACAAUGUGUUUCAUUGUCUUUUUUAAAUUCAUGUGGCGUCAUAAUCUUAAAUUUAAAUCUGAAAAUGCACUUCCGCUCACUUGUGACUAUCUAUCUUAAAAGACGUAAUUUAGACCGCUUGGGCGUUACAUCUGUUAACUCCUCCCAUUCAACGCUCUGUCUCCUGCCAGUUUAAAAUGUUUUAAUCCAUCCAAUCAAAUAGCAGUAACAAACAAGCCUACGUUUUUCUGUUUUAAAAUUCCGUUUCACUCGGAAAUGGGUCGGAAUACGGAGGUAAAAAUGAUAGCAACUUCUGGUUCAGGGGGGCUUUAAAUGCAGCCUCAAAAUGCACCUUCUCUCGCUGGUCACAAAUAACAGAAGCAAUGGACAAGGCCUCGGUUACCAUGUGAAUUAUUCUGUUUCUGUUACGACUGCAUAUUUUUAAAUAUCAGAAAUCAAAGAGCCCGCGGCUUCGCUUUUUAGGAGCUGUGGCUCACGUGGUAUGUAGUCUGCAAAAAACGGUCCUUGCCAAUGUUUUAAUAUCAUAAAUUAUGUUUUUCAAGAAUAUCUGCUGCUUUUUGUGUAUGUUGCAUUUUACAACUGUAAAAGUUGAUGAAUUUCUGUUCAAUUUCCAUGAACUACUGUUGGGCAGUUUAUUCUAGUUCAAGUUGAAGCGAGCUCUAUUCUCAUUUACUAUAUGCAGAGACAUACAGAAGCAAUCUAACAUAUAUAAAUGACUUUAAACAAUCACUUAACAACAUGUAACAACACAGUGGGAACAAACUCUGGAUCAAUAAAAAUAUGUGGUUUUA
Triplophysa dalaica is the source of this 1679-nucleotide messenger RNA. It is a transcript of the gene pmvk, whose product is annotated as phosphomevalonate kinase. The record is from RefSeq and is a predicted model, not a curated record. The transcript has 5 exons. Bases 99 to 680 code for a protein of 193 amino acids. Gene Ontology annotation, cellular component: cytoplasm. Gene Ontology annotation, molecular function: phosphomevalonate kinase activity. NCBI's taxonomy places the organism in Eukaryota, Metazoa, Chordata, Actinopteri, Cypriniformes, Nemacheilidae. Gene Ontology annotation, biological process: isopentenyl diphosphate biosynthetic process, mevalonate pathway; cholesterol biosynthetic process.